AUGAGUUUCAAUAAAAAUGCCCAAGAAGAUGAUAACGAGUUGAAUGAAAGUGGGUAUACUUCACUUAAUUACAAAGUAGCUAUAGCAUCGUAUUUGGAAAUGUGUCAGGGACAAGGCUCUUAUAAUAAAUUCCUUAUCAACAACAAAUCACUAAUCAUAUCAGAACUUUCCGGUAGACCGUGGAAGAACCAGAACUUAGUCUGGAAGAAUAAAUUUAUUACGGCUGCAGAAAAAGUUAUUGGUGGCAAACAUCUGGUUAAACAGGAGAGUGUUGCCUUCCAUAAAUACAACGCUUUGUAUGGCUUAAAUGGCUUUCGUCUUGCAUUCCAACUGGUUUCGUGCAUGUUGAGAGUGUAUAUGAUGACACAAGGUGCUCCGGCAGGACUUCGGGAAGAAGACACAAAUGAAUGUUUCUGGUUAGAAAUUGAAAACUAUCAAAAGUUACAACUUCUUAAAGCGAAUCAGGUAAAACUCAAACGUAAAAUUGAUCUAUUAUCGCUUGAAAUUCUCGAUAGGUCAAUUUCCCAACAAGCGAGCGAAAUUCUUGAUCUUUAUGGACCUUCUCAAAAAAAGUUACGUUGCGAUAAUGAAAUUGAUGAAAAUGAUGACGUCAUUCAUCAUGAAAAUAUUUCUCUCCAAAACAAAAAAAAACUCGACCUAAAAAGGUUUCGUGAAGAGAUCAGUGAAGAGAUUCAUAAAGAGAUAUGUCAAGUACGUGAAGAGAUGUAUGAAAGCUGUAAAGAAAUUUUUGAAGACAGCAAAGUAACUAGUAAAGAAAUUUGUGAUGCGAUAAAAGAAUUAAAUGGCUGGCGAAGUACCAGUGAUAAAAAACGAACACAGAAGUUAUUAUAUAGCAAUGACAAUAUAUCAACAAAAUUACUUAACCCUGGAUCAGCUCGCAAGGGAGUUGCAGUAAAUAUAUUACCUGUAUCUAAUGUUAAAUUAUGUCAAGAAGAAACUGUUGAGGUUGAUGUAUCAGAAUCAAAAGUUGCUGAAAUAUCGAAAUAUCGAAAAUUUACUUAUUAUUAUUGCAUAG
Molecule: messenger RNA, 1036 nt
Organism: Funneliformis geosporum
Lineage: Eukaryota; Fungi; Glomeromycota; Glomeromycetes; Glomerales; Glomeraceae
Source: the annotation of a GenBank genome assembly